Molecule: messenger RNA, 1414 nt
Organism: Canariomyces notabilis
Lineage: Eukaryota; Fungi; Ascomycota; Sordariomycetes; Sordariales; Chaetomiaceae
Exons: 2
Coding region: 277-987 (236 amino acids)
Biological process (GO): mRNA splicing, via spliceosome
Cellular component (GO): spliceosomal complex; U4/U6 x U5 tri-snRNP complex
Molecular function (GO): nucleic acid binding; zinc ion binding
Source: RefSeq, a predicted model, not a curated record
GUAACAGUGUGGUAUUCCCACAGCAGACACUCUCUCCGCUCAUCAGCCCCAAACCGAUUCUUUGCUUUGUCCGGACACUUAGACUUUCUGAGCUUUGCUCGAGCUUUGGAAUCUCCUUGUCACGCGACAGGGGUGGCGGUCAGUUACCGUCGGCUUUUCCCGCCCUGGCGAGCACACCGCAAUCCAUCCAACCCAGUGUUUCUUAACCAUAGAACAGGGGACUCCUGAUAGCCCUCCCCACGACAGCCAGGAAGCGCCUUCAAACACUUUGUCGAAAUGUCUAACAAAGGCUCCGCAUAUGGCCAGGCGGCCGGCGACACCGACUUCAGGAAAAAGUACGACCUGGACGAAUAUGCGGCCAAAGCCAAAGAGCGCGAAGCUGCCGAAAAGGAGGAGCGCAAGGCGCGAUGGGAGGCCAAAAUGGCGGGCAAGAAGUACUACAAGCCCAUGACCGGAGCCGAGACGCUCACGACGGCCCGCAACGCGACUCAAGACUUCAGUAAGCUCGUCGGGACGUCCACACUCGUGCCUGCGGGCGCGGGCGUGGGAAAGCGCGGGCGCGGCGCCGGUUUCUACUGCGAAGCUUGCGACCUGACAUUCAAGGACAACCUUCAAUGGGUGGAGCACAUCAAUAGCAUGCAGCAUCAGACCAACAUAGGGGCAACGGGCGAGGUGCGCAAGGCCACGGCGGAGGAGGUUCAUGCCCGCAUCGAAGCCCUAUGGCAGCGGGAGCAGGAACGCAAGAAGGAGCAGAUCAUCUCGCUGCAACAGAGAUUAGAAGUGCGCAAGGAGGAGGAAGAGAAGGAGAGGGAAGAGAAGCGCCGGAAACGCCGAGAAGCCGAGGAACGGAAGAGAUUGGAAAAGGAGGCGGCUGCCAAGGUCAAAACGGAAUACGGCGAAGAUGUCCGGAUCGAAGGCGAGCACGACGAAGACGACAUGAUGGCUGCCAUGGGAUUCACCGGCUUUGGCAGCACAGCUAAGAAAUGAAUCAUUACCUAGUCCAUGCUGUCCGUUGUUUAAGCUUCACUCUGAACGUGGGACUAAAGUGAUGGAGGAUUGGAGGGACCGGGAAAUGGAAGCAUGGAAUGGUCGGCAUUGCGUCCGAUCACUGCAACUGCCCCGCGCUCUAGGGCGGGACUCGCCGAAAAUUUUUGGAGGGGUAGCUCUGGCGGGGAUCUCGAUAGCGAAGACCUAAGAUCAACCCAUCGCUCAUCCUCACCCAGGUAUCGCCUUAUCUUCGACAAUCACAAAACUCAACGUAGCCAUCGCCCUCAGCAAGAUGCUGUACCUAGUCGGUCUCGGCCUCUCCGAUGAGACGGACAUUACCGUCAAAGGCCUCGAGGUUGUCAAGAAAGCAUCUCGGGUCUACCUCGAGGCUUACACCAGCAUCCUUCUCGUGGACCAGUCCGUUCUU